GUAUUUAGCAGUAGCAGCAGGACUGGUAUCGGCAUCGGCGCGUGGGAACGACGUCAGCUUGUCGUUACGCAUCUGGGGAGCGCGCGCGCCACAGCGUCCGCCGCAGAUCCCCGAGGGGUCGGGGAGAGGCACGAUGGAGGCGCUCGUGGUCACAGCGACGAGGGGCGCGUGAAGCUCGUUACUGCUGUCUCUGGCCCUGGGUGACGGCCCCAAUGGACGGUCGCGGUUGGCGCUGCUCCACCUGAGAGGGAGAGAGGGAGAUGGGGGACGGUGGCAGGCGGACGGGGAGUUUCACGGCCAGGACCCGCGUCUCCAAGGAGACCAAGCUCCGGCUGCGCGUGAUCUUCCUGGAUGAUAGUGAGCGCACGUUCGAGGUGGAGCAAAAGGUUUUAGGAGGCGACUUUUUCAACAAAGUGUGUGGUCAUCUGAAGCUGCUGGAGAAAGAGUACUUUGGACUGGAGUUCAGACACUGCAGCGGCAGCUAUGUAUACAGCAAACUAACAAACAUACCAAUAUAUACAGACCCACACAUACAGAGUCAACCAUGUAAUUCCCUUCUGUUGCAGGUCUGGUUGGAGUUACUGAAGCCACUGGCCAAACAGAUCAAGCACACCAACGAUCUGUUCUUCAGGUUUAUCGUCAAAUUCUUCCCACCAGACCCCGGGCAGCUCAAGAGAGGCCUCACCAGGUAUCUUUUUGCCUUACAGAUAAAGCAGGACUUGUCUAAUGGCAGCUUGACAUGUAAUGACAACAGUGCCGCCCUGCUGGUCUCCCACAUAUUGCAGUCAGAGCUAGGGGACUAUGAUGAUGAUCUGGACUGUCAGCAUUUAGAGAUGAAGCAGUAUGUCCCAAACCAGGAAUAUAUAGAUCACAAGAUCAUUAGGUUCCACAAGAAACACAGAGGCAUGUCUCCAGCAGACUCAGACAUCCAACUGCUGGAAGUGGCAAGGAAGUUGGACAUGUACAGCAUUAGGCCUCACCCAGCACACGAUGGAGAGGGAAUGAGAAUCAACCUGGCUGUCACACAUUCUGGAGUACUGGUCUUUCAAGGUAACACCAAAAUCAACACGUUUAGCUGGGCGAAAAUCCGCAAACUGAGCUUCAAACGCAAACAUUUCCUCAUCAAACUACACGACCAAGUCAGGCCAUCGUGUAAGGACACCCUUGAGUUCUCUAUGGCGAGUCGUGAUGUGUGCAAGUCGUUCUGGAAGAUGUGUGUAGAGUACCACGCUUUCUUCAGAUUGGCUGAGGAGCCCAAGGCAGUACACAAAACACUACUGUCCUGUAAGGGCUCCAGCUUCAGAUACAGUGGACGAACACAGAAGCAGUUGCUUGAGUGCAUGGGAUCAGGGGAGAAAAAGCCUUUGCACUUUGAGAGAACUCACUGCCAGUCUGACUUUGAUCCAAGACAGUGCAGGUCAUCUCCUGAUCUCCUGACAGAUGUCUCCAAACAACUGUAUGAACAUUCUCACCCGUUUCAGCGGGCGGGUCACGCCUUGGCAGUCCACAGUCAGGACGAGUUUGAGCCCCAUCAUCGAGGUGCCACUGAUGUUGAAAUGGAGCGGGGAGGAGCUAAACGCAGCUAUUCAACUGUUGAGGUCACCCAGAGGUACCAUCCUCUCUCCCAGGCUGCUUCCCACUCCUCAUCUCUCCACCAGUCAACUCCAUCUCCGAAGAUGAGGUCAGCGUCGACAUCCAUCAUGGAUGACGUGAGCGGUGGGCGCAUCGGGGCAUACCGCCAAGCCCAAAGGUUAGCUGGUGUUUAUGGCAACCGGUCACGGCGUCGACCCAAUCCUCAACCACACCCGGAUGCUGCACAGCAACUGGUUCUUCUAUAUCCAAACAACCCUGCCUACCAGUAUCACCCUGUCCUCCCAACAUUUCCAUUCGCUGGUUCCUCACCACUCAACCGUCAUCCCUACUUGACGGACUACGUUGCCGUCUCAUCCCUGGAACGUUUCCCAAUGGCAAGAAGGCGAGAUUAUGUGCCAGUGGACAGUCUAUCGAGACAGCCCUUCUACCCAUUAGGUCAUGAUUCUCCGAGUCAUUCACCAAUCAGGAGAAACCUUCGCCCCUCUGGAUCAGGCGGGCUGGGAUUGGCUAGAGUUUACCAGCAAGGAAGCAAUGGCUCAAGGUUUUUGGGUGUUGGACGGACAGAGGCAGGUCAUUACAGUGAUGACUCCAACUUCCUCCCAGGGCUUCCCCGUCGCGUGGCCAGUCAACCAGAUGUCAAAUUCCAUCUGUCAAGGGGUUCAAACCCUGCUUUUAAUCCAGCUUCUGAGUUCCGUCCCCUUGGUUACUACCCCCAUCUCACACGGCCGUCCAGACCCACCUACCUCCCACUAAAUUCUUCUCCUCUGCCCGAACGUCCCACUUCACUUUGUAUGAUUGGAGGUGCUGCAGGAAGUUACAGUGACUCAGACCCAGAGGUUUUCUACCCUUAUUACUGCCCACCACCUCCCCUGGGGAGGAUGGCACGGCCCUCUGGACUUGCCAGAAUGAGAUUCUCCUCUGGUAGCCUCCAACUUGAUGAGGAGGAAGAGGAAGAAGAAGAUGCAGCAGAAAAGGAGAAAGUGAAAAAGGAGUUGAUGGGUGAAGUGAAGAAAGAAGGACAACAAGAUAGAGAUAAGACAAAAAGUCCUGCAAAGAUCACGGAGGUCACGAUCUGAGAAAAAAAUACUAUAUACACACACACACACACUUUAGAAACAGAUAUUAUUUCAGUAUUUAUUAAAUGCUUACAAAAAUGAAAGGCCGGUGUAAAAACACAUCCACCAUAUACUGCAAACUAAUGUAGUAAAUGUGAUUUUGUAUGUAUGAAAUUGUAGUGAUUUGUCGAGUCAAAUGGCAGAUGAAAUGUAUUUUUUUGCCUUGUAUUAACAAGAACCUCAAGUUGUGAAAGCUCAGAGAGUGCUGUUGAGAAACCACAUUACUGGUGCAACCUCAUACCGUACAUGUUUGAGAUGGUUUUAUUAUAGCUCUCCUAGUGUUAAACUAGGCAUUAAUCAAGCCAUGCAUGCCUCACCAGUUGCUAUAAGAGUUACUGAUUCUACUCCACAAACAUUUCUACAAAGCGGACAAAGCUACAAAACUAAAACAAGUUGUAACGAACUGCAGUUCAAAUAAUAAGCACUGUUUGUGGAAAUGAGAUGAAGAAACAGUUUUCUUGUUUGUCAGUUGUGCAUUGGUGGGGUUCGAAAACAAAUUUCUAGUUUGGUAAUGUAAAUUAUAAUUUGUAUGAAUGGUUCUUGUGAAAAAUGUGAACUGAAAGCCUUGUUACUUUUAAAUAACAAUUUGUAAAUAAAGAAUUAAGCAAAUAAAGAAAUUACUCAAUAUAAGUUUACACCACUUUAAAAAGUCAGU
Molecule: messenger RNA, 3363 nt
Organism: Betta splendens (Siamese fighting fish)
Lineage: Eukaryota; Metazoa; Chordata; Actinopteri; Anabantiformes; Osphronemidae
Product: FERM domain-containing protein 7
Exons: 11
Coding region: 261-2669 (802 amino acids)
Cellular component (GO): cytoskeleton
Molecular function (GO): guanyl-nucleotide exchange factor activity; cytoskeletal protein binding
Source: RefSeq, a predicted model, not a curated record